Molecule: messenger RNA, 459 nt
Organism: Lactuca virosa
Lineage: Eukaryota; Viridiplantae; Streptophyta; Magnoliopsida; Asterales; Asteraceae
Source: the annotation of a GenBank genome assembly
AUGGCAACCAUAGGGAAGCUUGAUGUUGAAGUGAAGGUGCAAUCUACCGCAGAUAAGUUCUGGAAUAGCAUUAUGAACUCUGCGACCAUCUUUCCUAAAGUUUGCUCUGGUCUCUACAAAAACGUUGAAGUUCUUGAAGGCGAUGGACAGAGCGUGGGAACUGUCCGUGUGAUUCACUUUGCUGAAGGGUCGCCAAUUAAGAAACCAAUGAAAGAGAAGAUAGAAGAAGUUGAUGAACCAAAUAUGAAAGUGGUAUACAGUGUGAUGGAUGGAGACGUGAUGCAAUUCUACAAGACUUUCAAGGCUAUUAUUGAGGUGAUUCCUGAGGGAGAAGGAAGCCUUGUGAAAUGUUGUUAUGAGUAUGAGAAAGCGAGUGAUGAGGUUCCACAUCCUAGCAUGGUUGGAGACCUUGUUGCCAAGAAUUUGCAGGCGGUUGAUGCUUAUCUUCUUAACGCAUAA